Batrachochytrium dendrobatidis JAM81 is the source of this 942-nucleotide messenger RNA. Its product is annotated as deoxyhypusine monooxygenase. The record is from RefSeq and is a predicted model, not a curated record. Gene Ontology annotation, molecular function: protein binding; deoxyhypusine monooxygenase activity. Bases 1 to 942 code for a protein of 313 amino acids. NCBI's taxonomy places the organism in Eukaryota, Fungi, Chytridiomycota, Chytridiomycetes, Rhizophydiales. The transcript is spliced from 5 exons. Gene Ontology annotation, biological process: peptidyl-hypusine biosynthetic process.
AUGCCUGAGCCAUCAGACAGCCAGAUUGUCACUGCAUCUCAAGAAACCUAUGCAUUACUUCAGGAAUCUCUUUGCUCGGCAGAGAACCCACUUUCUAAGCGGUUUCGAGCUCUUUUUACUCUCAAGGCGCUUAAAACCAACCAAGCAGUCGAUAUUAUUGCUCAAGCAUUUGUCGAUCCUUCUGCUCUUCUUAAGCAUGAGCUUGCAUAUGUUCUUGGUCAAAUGAAAAACUCUCAUGCCAUUCCAUACCUAACUCGGGUGUUGAGAAACAUGCAGGAACAGCCCAUGGUCCGCCACGAGGCUGCCGAGGCGCUUGGUGCGAUUGCAGAUCCGUCUGCUUUGGAAAUUCUGCAACCUUUUUUGAAAGAUGAUGUCGUGGAGGUACGAGAAACAACUGUGCUUGCUAUCGAGAAAAUCAAAUAUGAAAUGAGCAAGGCUGAAAACAACGAUGUCUCUGAGGAAGAUUCCUGUAUGUACUCGUCUGUAGAUCCUGCACCUGCAGCUAAACAUGCCCAUUUAUUGACAAAACAACUUCGUGAAACCCUUUUGGAUGAUAACAAGUCUUUGUUUGAACGAUACCGUGCCAUGUUUGCUUUGCGUAAUCGGGGCAACUCGGAAGAUGUACUUGCUCUUGCUGAUGGUUUUGCUGAUAAUAGUGCCCUGUUUCGUCACGAAAUAGCAUAUAUUUUUGGUCAGAUGCAGCAUCCAGCAAGCAUUCCCUCACUUAUCAAAGUGCUGUCAAACACUUCUGAAUCUGCAAUGGUUCGCCACGAAGCUGCUGAAGCACUUGGAUCGAUUGCUUAUCCCGAAUGUUUUCAAGUGUUACAAAAGUUUGUCAAUGAUCCGGAGCAAGUCGUUCGCGAAAGUUGUGUCAUUGGAUUAGACAUGUUAGAGCACGAAAGCUCUGGUGAAUUCCAGUAUGCAAAUGGCUUGGGACAAUAA